CUAUCUUAACGGCGAUUGGUGGAGCAAAAUAAUCAUUCACGUUAUGGCGGCGCGCACAAAAAUGUCUGACAUUAAAUAUAUUUUGGGAAUGCAUUUGCUUAGUUUUCAUCAGAUGUGAACAAAUUAAUGUUCGGCAACUGAAUGAAAUAAAAGCACACUUCUUCACGGAAUACACAAAGUGCCAGAUAUUCUCACAGGCAAACAUUUUACUACCAAUAACGUUGUCAGACAUGCCUGCCUUCCGUCAAGUCGGCGAAAAGCAGUUGCCCAAGCCAAUACUGUUCAUGGUGUGGUCACCGAAGAGGGACUUGAUCGCGCUUGCAAACAAAGCCGGCGAGCUGCUCCUGCACCGCCUCGCCAACUUCCAGCGCGUGUGGAGCUUGGCGCUCAAUGACAGCACGGGGAAGGAGAUUACGUCGCUGGCCUGGAGACCGGACGGCAAGAUCCUGGCCUUCGGCGUGGGCGACAGGAAGCUGGUGGUGCUGUGCGACGCGGAGAAGGCGGAAGUGCUGCACACGUUCCCCGUGGAGAGCCCCGUCACCUGCCUGCACUGGGUCCAUAUCCUGGAGGAGAGCAGUGUCCUCACGUCCUUUUACAACUCUGAAGACGAGUCCAACCUGUUCCUCCCCAAAUUACCCACACUUCCGAAAAGCUACAGCACAACAUCAAAGAUAUUCAGUGAGGAGAAGUCGGAUGAGAUCAUGAAUCUUCUCGGUGAAGCCCGGCUGAAUGUCCUGGUGCUGGGCGGGUCCUCUGGGUUUGUGGAGCUCUACGCGUAUGGCAUGUACCGGAUAGCCUCCCUCAGCGGGGUGCUGGGUACCUGCCGCAGCCUCUCUCUCUCCAGCGACCUGAGGUCCCUGUCCGUCAUCACCGAGGUCACGCCCACCAACCAGCUCCCCUACAUCAGCUAUGUCCAGCUGGACACAGGCUUGCUGUCUGACUGCCUGGCAGAGGUGACCAGGAUGGCCCGCAAGUUCACACACAUCUCCACCCUGCUUCAGUACCUGAGGCUGUCCCUCACCUGCAUGUGUGAGGCCUGGGAGGACAUCCUGACACAGAUGGACCUGCGGCUCACCAAGUUCGUCCAGGAGAAGAACACCAGCACACAGGUUCAGGAUGAGUUUCUGGAACUUCUGCUGUGGGGGAAGUCCAGUCCUGAACUGCAGGCUCUGCUGAUGAACCAGCUGACAGUGAAGGGGCUGAAGAAGCUGGGGCAGUCGAUCGAGUCAUCAUACUCCAGCAUCCAGAAGCUUGUGAUCAGCCACCUGCAGAGUGGCUCAGAAGCCCUGCUGUACCACCUGAGUGAGGUGAGGGGGAUGUCACUAUGGAAACAGAAGUUUCAGCCCCUGGGCCUGGAUUCGGCAGCAAUAGAAGAUGCAAUAACUGCUGUGGGCUCCUUUACACUGAAGGCCAAUGAGCUUCUGCAGGUCAUAGACCGAAGCAUGAAGAACUUCAAAGCCUUCUUCCGCUGGCUGUAUGUGGCGAUGCUGCGUAUGUCCGAGGACCACGUGCCCCCGGAGCUGAACAAGAUGACGCAGAAGGACAUCUCCUUUGUGGCAGACUUUCUCUCGGAGCACUUCAGUGAGAACGAGGAACUGUUCGACCGCAAGGGCAAGUACUUCAAUGUGGAGCGAGUCGGCCAGUAUCUUAAGGAUGAAGAUGAGGAUCUGGUUUCCCCGCCCAACACCAGUGGGAACCAAUGGCUGAGCUUCCUGCAAGAGAGUUCACACCUGAAAGACAGCCCCCUGCUGUUCCCAUCCUACCCCCAGAAGUCCCUGCACUUUGUGAAGAGGAUGAUGGAGAACGCCAUCGAGCUGUGUCUGCAGAAGCCUGCGGAGAUCAUUGGGAAGUCUGUGAAGCAGGCGUUUUCCAUGGAUCUGUACACAGUGUCUCAGCGGUCAGAAAACAGUCCCAGGCAUUUUGAGUUGCCAGCUCUGUGGAACGAUAAGAACAGAAGUAUGCACUAUGUGGUCUUCACUAUGCCAGAGGCGUCUCCCUGCCAACUCUACAUACUGAGGAGGAGCACAGACCCCAACAGGUGUGUUCCUAAUGGGCUUGUUGCCAUUGAUCUGUCCAGCCUGCUCAGCAGCAUCGAUGACAGCUCAGAUUCACCGCAGUACAGUUGCCUGGACGCUCGUUUCUAUGACGACGAGACGCUGAUGGUGGUGCUGCGGGAGGCGGGGCAGGAGGAGGCCGGGGGGCGUGUCCUGGCCCAGCUGCCUCUGAGCUCGGCCCUCAGCAGGGCAGGGGAGUUCACCUGGGACCCUGCUCUCAGAUUGGACCAGCAGAGUGCUGCCAUCCCAACCCACAGCCUGGUUCUGGAGAACCAGUGGCGUCUCCUGGAGAACAUGAAGGCCCAGCACCUGGCCGUCAACGGCAUCCGCAAAGUGGCCUGUGUGCUGAGCUCUAACCUGCGGCACGUGCGGGUGUUUGAGAUGGACGUAGAGGAUGAGGAAGAUGAAGAGCGGGUGGAGUCCCAGGACGUCAGUGCUGAGCAGGAGCAGCUGGAGGGGGCGGGGCCGGGGGCGGGGGCGGAGCCGGGGGCGGGGCCGGGGGCGGGCUCAGAGAGGCCCAUUGAGCCGGGCUCCAGUUCAGACACACUGUGACCCCGCGCCCUCCUCUUCCUCACUACCCCGCGCCCUCCUCUUCCUCACUACCCCGCGCCCUCCUCUUCCUCACUACCCCGCGCCCUCCUCUUCCUCACUGAGGAAGGGCGGAGAGAUGAUGGCGUUUUUGUGGCUAUACUGUUUCGUCAGUAAAAAUACUGUCCUGCUGUCUUAUCCA
Molecule: messenger RNA, 2784 nt
Organism: Conger conger (European conger)
Lineage: Eukaryota; Metazoa; Chordata; Actinopteri; Anguilliformes; Congridae
Gene: anapc4
Product: anaphase promoting complex subunit 4
Exons: 29
Coding region: 231-2606 (791 amino acids)
Biological process (GO): positive regulation of mitotic metaphase/anaphase transition; anaphase-promoting complex-dependent catabolic process; protein K11-linked ubiquitination
Cellular component (GO): nuclear periphery; anaphase-promoting complex
Molecular function (GO): protein binding
Source: RefSeq, a predicted model, not a curated record